CUACAUCACACUUUGCACCACACUAGUCACUUCUGCUAAAGACCCGGCAACGGUGGCGACUAUAUGACAUCUGUCAAGUAAAAUUCAAAAAUUUGAAGUUUGAACUGUCACUGUCAAUUCUGUAUCGGGAUAGGGGUGGUGUCAAUUUAUUUUAUCGCAAAAGAUGUGAGUUUUUUGCGUAAAUAACUGGAAAUUUUGGACAAUUCUUAUCAAUCUUUAAUUUUCCCUGAUAAAAAUCGAGUUUCUUCAUAUUUUCAUGCUGACACCUACUUCGAGUCCUCCAAAUCGUGUAAACCUAACAUUGCCGACUAUAUUGAAUGAUCAUCCAUAAAGUCGAAAAUAAAUACACAAACUGUCUUUCUGACAGUGAUUACCAAAGUCGAAACCGUUGGUACACCACCAGCCCAAUUUGAUAUUCCUACCACAGACCAGAAACAAUUGAACAUUAUUUCAACAUUUCUGGAAUCUUAUUCUAAAUUGUGAUAACCAAUACAACAAAUAAUAUAUAAGUAUCAACAGGGUUAUUUACAAAUUUGGUGCUACUGGAUGAAGGAACACCAGUAAAUACUUACGAAAUUUAUCAGCCUUCAUUCUGGAAUUGGAGAAUCUGAAGAGGAGAUCUGGCAUACUGAAAUAUGGUACAUCCAGUGGCAAAAAAAAAGGAACAUCUGUGCUAACUGGAUCCAGGUGUCAGGCCUGUAAUCCUGAGAACAAUAGAAACACGGGACAGUCUUGCCCUAAGCUUGAUACUGAAAAAUUCGAUAUUUCGACGAUUCCGCGCAAGGGCAGCGAGUCAAGCACGACCGGCAAGGCUAGCGGGGUGCGAGGCCUCCAUGGCUGGACGAGGUCCCUGACGCGCCCCUCCUUCAAGUCGUCGGGGGGCCACCGACGGUCGUCGUCGAACGCGUCUUCAACGUCGUGCGAGCUGGGGGAGGAGGCCGCUCGGGUGCUCGUCGCCGAGGGGGCCUCCUCCUCCUCCCCCCCGGCCCUCCUAGUCACCUGUUCGCAGCCAACGCCCAUACCUAAAAGGGGUUCGGACUCCUCAACUCUUCCACCAAUCAAAGGCAGCGUCCAAACUCCUACACCCGAGACACGACCAUCUGCUUUCGACAAGAUCGGAAACAUCGAGUUCAUAGAUCAGACCACUCCGACCGACACCAACAAUUCGAACAAUAAAGGAUACCACACCAUCGAUACAGAGGUUGAACAGAAAAACGCAGUCAAACUUGCUUCUUCGACUGAGGAUGAGGUAUUCAGGACGCCGCCUAGCAAACAGCAGAAAAGCAAGGUUAGGUCUAAAGCAAAUGGUAAUAAGAAGAAGACCAAGAAAGAUAAGGUUAAGCCAAUAUUGAACAUCGAACGUUCCCCUGAUAGUUCAGAAGGAACUGACACCGUUAAAAAGAUAGAUUUGACUCAUGUACUAAAGGAAAAGACGCCUCCUAGAGAAAGUGCAACCAAAAUACGUACUGUCACUACUGAUACAGACACCACACAGAUUAUAACAACGACAACAAGUUUGAAUAGGUAUACCUUUAUGAAAAUAAUGGACGAUGAUAGUGCCCUGAAACACGAUAAAAAAUUUAGAACACAUAGUUGCAGCAGCAUUCCUUAUGACAAUAUUAUAGAGAAUUUAGCCCCCUUCAGAAAGAGAUUUUGUAAUGUUCAGUUGUUCUCAGAUAAAGAUGAAGAAGAGAAGGAGAAGGAACAUGAAGCGAAAGAAAAGGAAGAAAUAACCCGAGUCGAAAUCAAGCCCAUCGUGGAAUCAAUUCUCGAUUCCAUCCUAGAGAUGGCGGUAGAAAUAAUAGAAAAAAAUCAGCUGCGCCAUGAAAGAGUCAAAAGCAAACCGAAAACCCCCAUCAAAUUGACCCGACUAGUUCCGACCCGUUUGAGGUGCAAUACGGGCGACACCCUGUCCAGCUUCUACAUCCCCAAAAUCAUCCAAACGCCGUGCAACGACAACCUUAUCGACGCCAGGAACUUCGUGGAGGAGUACGAGGAGUACCACGAGUCCUGUUCGGAGAUGCAAGACGCCGAAGUUGCCAUCGGUCAGGUCAUGAGCGAAUUGAGCGACAACUUCGAGCGUGCGAUAACCGAAAAGCAGAAGAGCAAGAAGACCGUGAAGCAUGUCGGAGUGACCAGCUUGAUUCCGAUCGAAACCGACUCGAACGCCGAAGACGACACGGAAGUGAACCAACCGGAAAUGAGACUUCUUGAGGUCAGCGCCAUGUACAACAUACCGAAGAACCUGUUCCAGAGCACCGAGAUGACGGAAAUCACCGAGCUGUACGACGAGUUGCACCGGAACAACGAGAACACUGAUAACAACCCGGAUUUGAUCGAACAGCCGGUGGUGGUGGUGAAUUUGUCAAAGGAGGGGAAGGUCGAGGAUGAUGACGAUGUUUAUAGGCCGAUAGCUGUCAGCCCUGAUGGAAGGUUUUUUAAGUAUGAGGAAGAGAUUGGUAGAGGAUCUUUCAAGACUGUUUAUCGUGGACUUGAUACCCAAACUGGUGUUGCAGUUGCCUGGUGUGAACUGCAGGAGAAAAAACUCAACAAGGCGGAACGACAAAGAUUCCGUGAAGAAGCCGAAAUGUUGAAAAAACUCCAGCAUCCGAACAUUGUCAGAUUCUACAAUUAUUGGGAAUCUCCCGGCACCAAAAAGAAGAAUAUCGUGUUGGUAACAGAACUGAUGUUGAGCGGCACAUUGAAAACGUAUUUACGGCGUUUCAAGAAGAUCAAUCCGAAAGUGCUGAAAUCAUGGUGCAGGCAGAUAUUGAAAGGUCUUGCUUUCUUACAUUCGAGAUCGCCUCCAAUCAUACACAGAGAUUUGAAGUGUGAUAAUAUUUUCAUUACCGGCACUACAGGCUCUGUUAAAAUCGGCGACUUGGGGUUGGCUACUUUGAAAAAUAGAAGUUUUGCAAAAUCGGUUAUCGGUACACCGGAGUUUAUGGCUCCAGAAAUGUACGAGGAACAUUAUGAUGAAGGUGUGGAUGUGUACGCUUUCGGAAUGUGUAUGUUGGAAAUGUCUACCAGUGAAUAUCCUUACUCUGAGUGUACUGGUCCUGCUCAAAUAUAUAAGAAAGUUAUUUCGGGUGUCAAACCGGCCAGUUUUGAUAAGGUCCAAAAUCCCGAGGUGAAAGAUGUCAUCGAAAGUUGCAUAAGGCCUAGAAAAGACGAUAGGCCUAAAGUGAAAGACCUAUUGAACCAUAUUUUCUUCGAGGAGGAUCUAGGAUUGAAAGUCGAAGUUGUAUCACAAGAGGGUAUGAAAAUUGUGUUCCGGUUGAGAGUCAUCGAUCCCAAGAAGAGAACUCAUAAACAUAAGGAGAAUGAGGCUAUUCAAUUUGAAUUUGAUAUGGAGACCGAUCGAUACAACACUAUUGCAGAAGAAAUGGCAAAGUCAGGUAUCAUAUUUGAUGAUGAUGCCAAGACAGUAGCCCAUUUGUUGAAGACGCAAAUCACUCAAAUAAACAAAGACCGUGAGAAGAAAUCUAAAGAGGAAGAAGCAUUAGCGCAGCAGUUGCAAUACCAACAAUAUUUACAACAACAAGUAGAACAGCAAAUGUCCCAGCAGCAGCAGCAACAACAGCAGCAGCAACAACAACAACAAGCUCAAUCUAGCUCUAUCCCUCAACAGCCUUCUCAGCAACAGAGUCAGCAACAACCCCAAUCGCAAAACGUUGCUUCUUAUCAAACCCAAAAACCUCCACAACAGUAUACGCAGCAACAAAAUUAUCCCACACAACAGCAACAGAAUUACCAAGGGCAACAAGCUGUGCACACUGGGGAACAACAAGUUCAAUAUAAUCAACAAACAAUGCCUCAAGAGCAGCAGUAUCAACAACAGAUCAGUACUGACCACCAACAGCAGCAGCAGCAGCAGCAACAACAGGAUCAAAUUGUGCAGAACCAAUUCAUACAACAACCGCAGACACUUCAAGGAGAAAGUGGUGUUUUAUAUACACAACAGCAACCAGUAACACAACAAGAAGUCCAACAACAGCAGCAGCAACAAGUUCCUCAACCUGUGUACCAAGUUCAGUCACAAAAACAACAAAUUCCUCAGGAACAGAACCAGAGCCCACCUGUCUUACAAAGGCAAACUUCGGUAGAGCCUGUGCAACAACAGACAAUCAUACUUAAACCUGGUGCACCAACACACUUUGUACAGCAGAAUUAUAUAGCUGAAGGUCAUCCCCAACAGGCGGAAUAUUUACAAGUGCAGCAGGACAACCAACAUAAGGUUUCCAGCAUAUCACAGCCUGAGUUACUACAUACAGCGCCACAGCCUCAGGAACAUAGGUUGAGCGUUGAUAGCCAGUUAGACAAAGUUCAGGAUCAACAAGGAAUUAAUAGUUUCCAGCAGCCCAAUUAUCAACAGCAGCAGCCCACUUAUGCGCAAGUCGUUCAACACCAGCCCCCGAGUUUUCCGCAACAACAGAAUCAGAACGAUCAGCAGCCUAUGCAAAGCUAUCAGGGCCAACAACAGACUGCCAUUCCGAACUAUCAGACCCAGCAGAGUUAUCAGUCUCAGGACGGACAAAGCUAUCAGCAGCCGGGCUAUCAGCAGCAACAAAGUUACCAGCAGAAUCAACCACAAGACCCAGUUAUGCAUGUCAUCCCAGGAAUCCCCAAGCAAGAAUUGAAACAGCAAUUCGUGCCUCAGCAAAGUUUUCAACAACCCCCGUCUGCAGCACAACAGCCGUAUCAGCAACCCCCGCAGCAGGUUUACCAGCACUCGACUCCUCAGCAGAAUUUUGCGCAGCAACCUCAAGCUCCUGCAUAUCAAUCGCAACAGAGCUACCAACAACCGAGCCAAGCUCAACCAGGAUACCCUCUACAGCAGAACAAUCCGCAACAGACUUAUGCUCAGCAGCCAAGCCAAGCUAACUUUCAACAGCCCCAGGCACAGUUAACUUCUCAACAGCAAUCGCAGCCUCCGUAUACGCCUCAACAGCAAAUCAAUUAUCAACAGCAAACUAGCUUUCCCUCUUCACAACCUCAACAGAACUAUCAAGGUCAACCACCGUACCAGCCGAACGACCAAGGGCAGGUGUAUCAACAGUACGUACCUCAAAAUAACGAACCACAUACAGGGUACGUACCGCCCUCGAACGUCGAACAAACUCAACAGUACAUGCAACCACCCGUCGACCCGAAUCAACAGUACAUCCAGCCUACGGUCGACCCGAAUCAACAGUACAUCCAGCCUUCUAUCGACCCGAAGCAGCAGUACAUCCAGCCUACCGUCGACCUCAGUCAGCAGUACAUCCAACCACCAGUUGAUGCGAAUCAACAGUACGUGCAACCCGCAGUAGAUUCGAGUCAACAGUACAUGCAACAGAGUGUUGAGCCGCCCCAUCAGUAUGGGCAGCAACAGAGCAUGGAAAGCGGUCAGCAGUACCAACAGCAACAGAGCACGGAUUCGUCCCAACAUUACGCACCUGUGCAACAGGUGGCGCAACAGGUGGCUCAACAGGUGGCGCCACAGGUGGCUCAACAGGUGGCGCCGCAGUAUCCUCAGGCUGCGGCCGAGACGGACACGGACCUGCCGCCGAUGAACUUGGCCGAGCUGCAGCAGAAGCUGGCCGAGCAGCACCUGCAGACGGCGAAGGAGCAGCACCGCGCCUCGACCGCCUCGCUGCCGCCCAUGCCGGCCUUCGAGGCGCCGGCGCCGGACCACCGGCGGCUGUCGACGGUGUCGCAGCCCGCGUCUGCGCAGGACUACGCGCCGGGCGUGGGCUUACUGAUCGGGGAGGCGCAGGGUCAGGAGUAUCUGGCGCAGGCAAUGCAGCAACAGGAAUCUCACGCCCCAGCAGCGGACAACCCCAGCAAACCUCCACUCAGAGUGCCACCCCUGGAACCGAUACCCUCCGUCGAAUCUCUGACUUCCAAGUCCUCUCAGGACGUCACCCCUUCCCAGGACGACACCCCCCAAUCGGAGCAAGUAAGUUUGGCAGUGGCGCCGCCUCAUCGGAAAAGAGGCUCCUUCAAAUACCAAUUGAUAGUAGAUAAGGUCAACCAGGACGGUACGGUCGAGUGCCAGCUACUUUGCAAACAGAAACAGAUCAGUUUUAAGUUUAACAGGUUAGAAACGAAACCUUCGGAUAUUAUCGAAGGGAUGAUCAAGCAGGAGUGUCUGGAUGAGCCGCACAAGCAGCUCAAGGAGCAUCUGCAGGAGGUGAUCGAUCGGUUGAAUGUCGAUCCUGCUAAGAUACCGGAGUGUGCCAGGUCCAAACCGUGGGCGUACGUUCAAAAGGUUAGGCAUGCUUCACUCACAAGGCACUCUCACAAAAAAACACAUCGAAGACACAGAUCUAGGGACGAUUCAAGUGGCCAAACAUUUAUUAAAUCUAACUACGUUGAUCCAUCUCCAGUACAGGACGAAUUCCAAGGAAUCAAGACAUCUCUUUCUGAGAAUAUCUACCAAAAUUUACGUUGCAGAGAAAGUCUCAAUUCUAGCGGCACUGUUUCUCGGAAGACAAGCACAGCAUCAGAGUAUACUCCAGAAAACACUUACAUAGCAAAUAGACAGACUGGUUUUCCCGAUCAGGCCAACAUUUGCAAUGUUAUAGAUAGUUCGGUGGCUGGACCCACUGAAGUAAUUCAGCAAAAGCCUACAGAUGUCAGUAGUGUUGUUAGCAGUCCUUCUAAGGAACACGUUAAUAGAUCUAGUGAUCACACUGACGCUUUCAAAGCUGAAUUGAAUGAUAGUUUGCUGCAAAAGGAUGCUGGAAAAUUGAUUCCAGGUCAGAAGGUUGAACUCAAGAUGUUCGUCAUGUCGGUAGAUCAAGAGGAGGAUACAAGCAAUCGAGAAGUACCUAAUGUAGCUGAGAAACCCAAAGAACACAUCAUCGAGUUACAGGUAGAAAAGGGAGCCAGUGAACAAGCCAACAUUCGAUUGAAUGCUGAUAAACCCACAGAAAUUGGUCUCAAAGUACCACAAAGAAAAAUUUCCAGGUUUUUGGUCAGUCCAGUGCUGUCUGGACAACUUGAUCUGCCUAAAGAUAAAGAUUUCAGUUCUGAAGUUGCUCAACAACAACAACAACACCAGAUUAUUCCUGAGAUCAUUCCCUUGGUGGAAAAACCUGUAGAGCCAGUUAUAGUUCAACAAUUCACUGAAGUCAAACAGGUUCCCCAACUAAUUGAAACAAAACCGGUUGUUCCAGCGAACGCAGUAGCUUCUAAUGAACCUAUCCGUAAACAUUCAGCACCGUUGGAAACAACCCAACAUAACCUUGAAUUAGAAAAACCUGCAGAGGCAAAGUUGAGUGUAUGUUCAUUGAAGGAGGAAACUUCAAAAGAGGAACCCGGCCAAGUCUGUGGUCCUGAACCAAUCAACACUCUGGAGCAGUUGAAGAUAAGCUUAGAUAAUUUGAAGCACAGCAGCCACCCGAAAAAGGAUUCGGGGGAGAAUGACGUGAAAAAAGUAGCUUCCAAUGUUGAAAUUGCCUCCAAGGGUACAACUGUUGUACCACCCCAGCAACAGCCUGCUGUUCAACCUUCUGCCUCACAAUUUGUAACUCAACAAACAUCUCAAGGCCAACCACAACACUCUGUGCCGCCAGCACAACCGUCUUUUCCACAGCAAACGAUAACUCAACCUCAGACAGCUCUUCCACAGCCACAACCAAUCUUACCCCAACCCUCAGUAUCUCAGCCUCAACCAGUAUUGACCCAACCUCAACCCAGCAUGCCCCAAAUUCAGCCUCAGCCUGUUGUACCAGGGCUACCUCAGUCGCAGCCUCAGCCUGUUGGAUCUCAACAACAAACGGUCCUACCUCAUUCUCUGUCGCAAUCUAACGUACCACACCCGCAACCAAACGUUCCCCUAACCCAGCCCGUUCUACCACAACCUCAGCCUAUCGUACCGCAGCUGCAGCCCAGUAUUUCCCAAUCGCAGCCCAAUAUAACUCCUUCCCAGCCUGCUUUAUCCCAAACUCAGCCGGUUCAACCUCAUCCUCAGCUCCAAGCUAGGCAGUCAGUGCCCCUGACCCAACCGCAAACUAUACCACAGAAUUCUGCUGGAACUGCCCAUCCGAAUGUUUCGUCAUUGCCUCAGCAGGGGUAUAUGCCCCAACAGUUCGUGUCGCCACCCACAGUUCAACAGGUGCAGCAGUUCAGUUCUUCCGCGCCUCAACAGGUAAUCGCAGCACCUCAGCCUGUGAUGAGUUCUACUUUGCCAACUCAGCCAGUUUCGAUUCCCGCUGCUCAGAAUGCAGGCAGCGGAAUGGCGCAGCAGCCUCAGCAGCAGGACGUUGCCUCAAUGCCACCUUCUGCUGUUCUGAAUAACUAUCAGCAGCCAGUGGUCGUUCCGCUUCCGCAGCACAUCGUCAAUCAGCCAGUGACGUCACAGCCGAUGGUUCCCAACACGAACCAAUCGGGCGACAUGCAGACCAUUUACCAACACCAGUUGUUUCCGGGACAUCAGCCCAUUUCUAGUUCGGUGUCGGUGCAAAAUUUCUCUUCGAACGGCAAUCAGAAUGUGUCUGCGGUCCAGCAUUCGAUGUCCAUUGAUGAGACUUUGCAAAAUUAUGCUGUGAAGAAAGUGCCAGAGAAUCUCAAACAGAUUAUUGAGAGUGGGUCAUCUAAAGUCAGUCAAACUUCCACUCCUCAGAGCGAUGUUAAGUAUGAUGUUCACCUGCAAAAUUUGCAACAGAAGCUUUCAGCAAUACCACUUUCUAAGACACCACAGACUAACACGGCCCCCACAAGUCCACAAUUGAACAUUGCAUCGCUCGAGUUUCCGCUUGACUGUGUGCCUACUAACGCAACUAUUACCCUGAACAAACUGCAACUAGACUCCACCAGUGGCGGCACCAGCGGAACAGUCACCUCUGACAUUCUAUCGCCGGCGAUCGACGCACACCCUUCAGGGCAAUCGCCCUUCAACCUGACAGGGCCGGCCAGCGCCCUCUCGGAGCUGAAUAACAAGCUUAGGCAGAUUAACGCUAAGAGUGACGCUGACAAGCAGGAGGAGCAGGGGGAAAAUAACGCGACUGGUGUCGGUGAAUCUAACGCUAGGGCGAGCAGCCAGGAGCCAGCUCCAGAUAGUGCUGUUUUGACGGAACGCAGAGUAUCUCGUUUCAAAGUUAGUGUCGUUACAGAGCCCGAUAAAAAUAAACUGGUUAUUCCGGACAAGAAAGAGUAUGGAAGUAAUGAGAGUAGCAGUACAUUUAUGGAAACUGAAUCAAAAAGGGAGGCUGAUUUCGCAACUGUUAUCAAUACUACUUUCGAUUCAUUGAAAACGACUUUGGUUAAAUCUUUGCCAACUGGCGGAGAAGAGGUGCUUUUGCCCGAAGAGACAGAAAAAGAAGAAGUUUCCAAUAUAAAAGAGGAAACAUUUGAGGAAAUGUUGAAUAGGCAAAAGGCUGAACUUAAUGCUUUAAUGGAAGCCCAUAGAAAGCAGCAGUUAGAAUAUAUGGAAUUUCAUCGAAAACAGAUAGAAGAAAGUAAGGAGAUCAAGAGGAGUGAUUAAGUGAGAACGAAAGGCUGUAUAUUAAUAAUUAUUAUUGUUUAUAUUGUAUUAUAAUUGAAGAGAAAAACUAGUGAUUAUAUUUGCUGAUAAUUUAUUUUUAAUAUCCUGUUAUUCCUAGUUCUUUGUUUUAUUUAUUUUGGAAAAAUAAUCAGUAAACUCUUAUCCUAUGAUAUUGUAUUUUAGUUAU
Phaedon cochleariae (mustard beetle) is the source of this 9659-nucleotide messenger RNA. The record is from the annotation of a GenBank genome assembly. Lineage: Eukaryota; Metazoa; Arthropoda; Insecta; Coleoptera; Chrysomelidae.